Doryrhamphus excisus (bluestripe pipefish) is the source of this 6641-nucleotide messenger RNA. RefSeq lists its product as uncharacterized. The record is from RefSeq and is a predicted model, not a curated record. Gene Ontology annotation, cellular component: transcription factor TFIIIB complex. Gene Ontology annotation, molecular function: TFIIIC-class transcription factor complex binding. NCBI's taxonomy places the organism in Eukaryota, Metazoa, Chordata, Actinopteri, Syngnathiformes, Syngnathidae. Gene Ontology annotation, biological process: RNA polymerase III preinitiation complex assembly.
GUGCCUUUCGUGGCGAGGAACUAUUGCGUCAUGGGCAAGAUGGCGGAUUAACCAAGCCGAGACCUACAUGGUUCUGUUACUUGUCAUUUAAGGACCUUUUGUUUCUCCCAAGAAAUACAUUAGUAAAACAGGUCUGGAUGUUUCGGCGCUCAAGGUUCAGCGUUCGUCCCAAUGUGGGUGGACCUGGGAGGACAGCAGCACCGCCACAGGAAGCUGCUCCGGUGGGUCAGGAGGAGGCCCCCCGGUCCCCGAAAGACAUCAGCAACGGUGUUUCUAUAUCUGUUGCUGGCACUGCACCUGCCGCCUCAGGAGAUGGAAACGAUCCAAGUGGGGAAGGCUGCAGCUCCUCAGCUGCAGUCCAGAGAAGAAAGCGCUUUUCUAUCAAGCCCAAAGUGGCCCCGGGUCGCCCCGCUACCCUCCCUCGAGUACCCAAGUCUCCCGCCAAGGUGGUCUCUGAAAGUCCAGCAAAAGUGUCAGAACUUGAGUCGACAACAUCCAAUGAAGUUCACACUCCAGCAGCCACACAGAGCCUCCAGUGUCCAUCGCCACAGAAGCCCUCGGCGGAUAGCAAGCUGCCUUGUGUACAAUCCACUUCUGUCUCCUGUGACGGGUCUGGAGACACCCUAAAAGAAAGCCACUCCCUGCCAAGAGGUGGCAAAAAGCCAGAGAAGACAUCUGACUGUUUCAUCAAAGUUCCUCCUAGACCUCUGGAUAAAGUUUCCCUCCCAGACAGAGAAUCUGCUGAACUCUCAGAAAAGGCCAAGACUCUCCUGUCAUCAAAGGGCAGGUCAUCAAUUCCCAAAUUCUCCCUGAGUCGACUUUUAAAUGAUCCAUCAGAUGUUCAGAGGCUGGAAAAGGCUCAGAAGCUACGAGACCUGCUCAAACAGGAGAUGCGCAAAGAGAAGGCUAGGAGGAGGUCCAAGAAGCACCUGAAGGAAUUUAGUGUGGAUCCCACCAAAAUGACCAUGAGGGACCUUAUUCGGUACCUACCGCUGUCCAACCCUAUGUCGUCCAGUAUUGAAGACGGCAAUCAGGAGAAUGAGACUGUUAUUCCAUUUUCUCCAAGACUAGAAAUACCACCAGAGAGAACGCAGAAACCAGAACCUGAGGUUGUCCCCAAGACAGGAAAGCAGACGGAGGAGGAAGAGGAGGAAGGUGAGGAGGCGGGGCAGGAGGAAGAGGAAGAGGAAGAUGAGGCGCUGAUGGUUCCGCAGGUAAAAGUGGCAGAAGACGGCACGCUGAUCCUGGAUGAGGAGAGUUUGACCGUGGAGGUCCAGAGAACCAAAGGAGCUAACCCUGUAGAAGACAGAGACCCCAUCUUUGAACGCGGAUCCACCACCAUGUACUCCAGUUUCAGGGCAUCCACGUAUUGCAAGCCCUGGUCCAGUGAAGAGACAGACAUGUUCUUCCUGGCUAUCAGCAUGGUGGGGACAGACUUCUCCAUGAUCUGUCAGCUUUUCCCCAACAGAACUCGAUCUGAGAUAAGGAACAAAUUUAAGAAAGAAGAGCGGCUAAAUUCCUGGAGAGUGGACAAAGCCUUCGAAGAGAGACGCAAGCUGGACAUUGAGUAUUUUUCUAAGCUGCUGCAGAAGGUACUGGAACUUCAGGAAAGCAGGAAGAAACUCAAGCUGCUUGUGGAGAAGAACGCUCCCAGGAAGCGCCAGAGGAAGUCAAAGGGCACAAAGAGGAAAAAAGCUGCCAGCGAGCUCAGUGGCAGCGAGGAUGAAGAGGACUUGGAAGAGGAUGUCCUCUCUAGCUCUGAGGCGGAGGACAGAGAGAAAGAGAACGAGGAGCUCUGCAAGGAGGGAGGAGCCUUAGUCUCUAAGGCCAAGAGGAAACGCAAACGCAGGAGUGAGGAGGACGUCUCUGCUCCAAAGUUGAUGAAGGGGAAAAGGAAGACGCACAACGAAGAAGAUGAGGCCUGCAUCCCCAAAGACACAGAAGCUGCACUUCCUGAGGAUCAUCCCAACUCUGAAGUGUGUGAAAGUGCUGAGAUGGAGAAAACGUCAAAGGGAGCCUCGGUUCAGGCAGCUAGGCUCUCUCGAGGCAGAGCGACCAAACCUGCCGUGCCUCUGGGCCCAAAGCGGAGUAAAAAGCUCUCAUCUCCUCCCUCGGCAGACCAAGGGGGAGAUGGUGCAUCUGCUGAACAGGACAACACCUCUAAAGAGCAGGCCAACACGGGGACAUCACCUUCAAGAGAAACCAGCGAUGCUGAUAUUGACGACUCCUCUGGCGAUGAAGACUACCCCAUUAAACCUGCAAAAGCCACCAGGUACGGCAGAGUCCCCAAACCUACUGCACUUUUAAAUUACUCCGCCAAGGAGGACUCGCCUACCACUCAGCCUGAACUCCAACCCAAGAGGAGCAGAACAGCCAAGGCAUCGCCAGCUACCCCGGCAGCCAAAAAGCCCAAACUGGGCAUGCCCAGAGCAUCUGGGUCUGAACCCAGCAAGGGGAAGGAUGACGACACGGAGGAGCGGGGGUCCUCCAGCGGUGGCGCCAGGGAGGAGUGCAGCACUCCAGUGCCUGCCAGCCCGAGAUCUUCCCAUGCCGCCAUCCUACAGGAAGAAGAGGAGAUAGCAGACGAGCUCGAUAUCUUUGCCGAUAUGUCUGUGUUGGACAUGUCCCAAGAUGCACUCUGCCUCAACUCAUCGUGUGAGCGUGCCCAAAUUGAGACCGGGUCAAGAGAACCUUGUGUGCAUCAGUUGGACCUUCUGGUCGAUGUCAUAGACUUCCUUUCCUCCGAGCACACUGAAGUGUCUGAGGCUCAGAGCUACAACGAGGCCGCUCAAACUCUGCUCACCAUCGGCCAUGUCUCUCAGCUCCCCACUCAGGACCAAAACACAGGCAUACCUUUGGACGUUGGAAAUGAAACUUGUCUACGUUUGGAAGAGGAGAUUGUAGCGGAGUUAAUGGAGGAAAACAAUUCCAGACCAGUUCUGCCUGUAUCUGCCGGUAUAUACAACACAGAGUCUUCACCUCAGAUUGGUGAAGGCAUGGGCGAAGAACAGAGACCAGCAUCAGACCCUGACUCAACCCUACCAUCACAAUCAAGCCCACAUACCAGAAAAGCUCACUCAUCCGAGGUGAAACCAAAACCUGACCUUGCCAGAGCCUCAAGAGAACCCGAAACAUCAGCAGCGGAGAUCCAUAGUGCUGCUCCUGACUUGUCUAAAGAAACAACUCCAAACAUGGCAGACUACAGCCAGCCUUCCAAAGAACAGACAUGUGACGUGGAACAGGCCGUCAUGGAGGACAAGUGUACAGAUGCUGAAACAAACGGCAGCUCUCCAAAUGCUGGACCUGCACUCACAGAAGCACCAGCUCAGCAAUCAGGUGAAGAUGCUGGAGACACCGUGCCUGAAAACUCCAGUACACCCCCGUCAUCUAAAGCCAUUAGGAGGAGGCCAUUCCAGAGGAUCAAACCAAAACCGAACAUUCCCCAAAUAUCAAAACAUCAAGCCACCAAAGAGGCUAGCCUGCCUUCCAAUCUGGAAUCAACCUCCAAAACCACAUCUGAAGUACAGCCGCAAUCUACUUUACAUGCUGACCAAACAGGUCCCAGUCCAACCGUGGAGGUAAGCUCUACUCUGCCGUCUGCAGGGGAAGCGACUUCUAGUAAUGUGGAGAAGACUACCGAACCUGCUGAUCAGGUCAGGAGUGAGCCGCAGCCCACAGAUGCUGAGAAGAUUCAAUGUGCCCCGAAUAACAUCACAGAAGCACCAGCUCAACAAUCAAACGCAUCAUUGCUCCAAGAAGGUGGCGAUCAUGGCGUCAUGCCAGAAGUAAAUCAAUGUCACAACUCUAGCACUCGGCCAUCAUCUCAACCCACCAGGAAGACUCGAUUCCCGAGGGUCAAACCAAAACCAAACCUUCCACAGAUAUCAAAAAGCGGACGCUCUACACAUCAAACCACAAAAGAAACGCUUCUGUCUGCAAAUCAAGAGUCAAGCAGCAAAAGAGCAGCUAAAGUAGAAUCUUUCUCCACAGAUAAACCCAGUCAAAGAACUUCAGCUGUGACGCCAUCCGUGGGGUGCAGCACCAGCAUGAUCCCUUCAGAGGAGGCUCCUAGUCCGCGUCAGGAGGCAGAAGCUGACCAGGGUUUCCCAACACAGGAUUCUGGAAAGGAAAAUCAACGAAUUAAAUCACUCUGCUUCAACCCUGAAAGAACUCUGAUUUCUUCUAAUAAUGAGGUUCCAUCAGCAUGUGGCCCUCAUGCAGAGCAGGCUGCAUCUCACCAAGGCGGCAAACUCAGGGAGAAAAGCUCCAACUCUGCCCUGAAGCCUGACUCUUCUAGCCAUUCAAGCGUAGAAGCCCCAUCACCAGCCUUGCCAUUGGAGCCCACACCGGAGCACCCUUCUUCUUCUGGAGAUAACAAGAAGGAAGUUAGCUCAGAGGAAUCAAAGUACACUCCAGAAACAACUCAAAGGCGGCAACACCUCCCCAAAGUCAAACCCUAUUUGACAUCCCCUGCUAGAGCGAUACGCUGUGUGUCGCAGUCAGGGGAUGGAGGUGAACUCUCAAAGCAAACCUUAUCUUAUCUUCACAUAUCUUCACAACAUCAGCUAGUAGAAGAAAGGUCAGAACCACAGUCUGGAAAUAACGAGGAAGUGGCAACAGCUUGCAAAGAAAGGCCAAACGACACAGCUCCUUGUCAGGACAAGGCAGAGGGCGGGACUUCCUUGGAAUCCGAUGGCCACGUGAUUCCUGCCCUGCCCUCAAAUGUCCAGCCAGGUGAAGAUAUUGUCAACAUGCCGUCCCUUAGAUGCUUAGAUGAUCCUACGUUGCCAAAAACCUCCACAACAACUAGAAGACCCAAACCCAGCCCAUCCACAAGCCCCCCCCGGCCCCAAGAAGUGGCAGAUGCAGGUCUGACAGCCUUGACGCGUGCUCCUGUUCCUCUGCACACGCCCGACCCUGUGGUGCCAGCAGAGGGAGCUGUUGAGGAUCAACCCACGUUGACGACGGCACAGAACCAAACUCCAGCAGGUCUUUCGAUAUUUCGAGACACACUGUCGGUGCCCUCGGAUCCUGAUGAACCAUUUUUUAUCCUCUCCCUGACUGAGAUCCCAGUCGUCUGUGCCGGGGAGGUACCGGCCGCCGCCCCGCAGCCGCCACCUCCACUCCCUGAAGCACAUGCGUCAGGGCAGCAGAGUCUUGCCGUGGACACCGUGGCAGCAGGGCAGGUUUCUUCCACGGCCGACCUCCUCCCAUCCAAUGAUGAGACGUGCACCACCACGGGUCCAGCCGUGGAGGAUCCUGUAGCGUUCCCAGAGGAACAGCAGACGCAGGCGUGCACCUCGGCAGCACCAUGGAGAGCAGCAAGUUCUCCCAAAAGGAAACCCAAAGGCUUCCUGUCCUUCCUCUCUGGAACAGGCAGUGCCACCCAGUCCGAGUCCACACGACUCAAACCCGCUUCCAGACGACCAACAGUUAAAGCUUUACAGAGACAGAGACCUCCACGCCACAACAACACCAGCACCAUCACACAAGCACCAGUGGACACCAGCCUACCAGAUCCAGUGGACACCAGGCUACCAGAAGCAGCGGAACCAGAAGCACCAGUGGAGACCAGCCUACCAGAUCCAGUGGACACCAGGCUACCAGAAGCAGCAGUGGAAUCUAGGCUACCAAAACCAGAAGCGGCAGAACCAGAAGCACCAGUGGACACCAGGAUGCCACAACCAGAAGCACCAGUGGACACCAGGAUACCACAACCAGAAGCGCCAGUGGACACCAGGAUACCACAACCAGAAGCGCCAGUGGACACCAGGAUACCACAACCAGAAGCGCCAGUGGACACCAGGAUACCACAACCAGAAGCAGCAGUGGAGACCAGGAUACCAGAACCAGAAGAAGCAGUGGACACCAGGAUACCAGAACCAGAAGCACCAGUGGACACCAGGCUACCAGAAAUGCAUGCAGCUCCUCGUGGAGCUGAGGUUUCAGUAUGUGAGGAACACAGCAGCACGGCGGUCCAAGAAGAACCCACUGACGUGUCCCAGUACUUCCUAAGAGACAUUUUUACUGACAUCCAGGACACAUGAUCAUGGCUGUACGUUACCGCUAUACAUUUUUUGCUAGAACUCUGAAUCCAACUGGAUGAUAUUGUCAUUUAUUUAAAUUUAAUUAAAUGUAUUUGUAUUUUUCUAACUAGUCAAUACAUAUUCACUUGUUUCACUCAAAAGAUUGUUUGGGAAUUAUCUGUCCUCAAUCUUAUAUACUAUGCUACUUAUACACAUUUACACUAUGUAUCACAUUCACUAUAUACACAGAAGUAUGAAAAAGUUUGGGCACCCCUGAUCAUUUUUGAUCAAAUUAAUUCCCUCACUAUGUUCAUCAGAGUGGAACCUGAUAGCUAAAAUAUCUGACCUAGCUUUUGUAUCCUAUGUAUAUAUAUAUAUAUACACGUGUGUGUGUGUAUAUGUGUAUAUAUAUAUAUGUGUAUAUACAGGGGGGAAAAUAAGUAUUGAACACGUCAACAUUUCUCUCAAAAAACAUAUUUCUAAUCGAGCUAUUGACAUGAAAUUUUCACCAGAUGUCGGCAUCAACCCAAGUAAUGCACACAUACAAAGAAAUCCAAACAUUUAUGUCCAUAAAUUAAGUUAUGUGUAAUAAAGUGAAAUGGCACAGGGAAUAAG